Messenger RNA from Catharus ustulatus (Swainson's thrush), 1847 nucleotides. RefSeq lists its product as uncharacterized. The record is from RefSeq and is a predicted model, not a curated record. The transcript has 9 exons. Lineage: Eukaryota; Metazoa; Chordata; Aves; Passeriformes; Turdidae. Bases 27 to 953 code for a protein of 308 amino acids.
CUUUGUCCCUGACUGUGAGAAGUGGAAUGCCCCAUUCCUGGAAGCACAACCAUCUUUCCAUGAGUGGUGAUCUGAGAGUGAACCAAGAGAAAAGGACAAGGGAGACGAGAAAGAAGGACAUGAUUCCGUUAAUUGUAGGUGCAGUAGCUGCAGCAACUGCCUGUUUGGCUAGCGAAAUUAUGCUGCUCAAAUUAAGAAGGAAGAAACUAGAAAGUGCAUGGGCCCGGGAAUCCAUGUUGAAGAAGAAUAACCAGAACCUGUCCCACAGAGUUGAAACUCUGGAAAAAAAUUUCCAAGAAGGCCUGGAGAGCAUUAAGAAUGAGCUUAAGGAUGUCAGAGCGGAGCUGCAGAAGAAUCAAGGAAAUAAGGAGGAGGAUAUUGCAUAUCCUCUGGAAUCCUUCUUGAAGAAGAAAAACCAGGAGCUGUCCCACAAAGUUGCAUCUCUAGAAAAAGAAUCCCAGGAGGGUCUGGAAGCCAUAAAUCAUGAGCUUAAGGAUAUCAGAGCGGAGCUGGAGAAGAACCAAAGAAAGAAGGAAGAGGAUAUUGUAUUGGCCCUGAAAUCCUUCUUGAGGAAGAAAGACCGGCAGCUCUCCCAUAGAUUUGAAACUCUUGAAAAAGAUUUCCUUGAAGGUCUGGAGACCAUAAAGCAUGAGCUUAACAAUGUCAGAGCAGAACUGAAGAAGAAUCAAGUAUAUACGGAAGAGGAUAUUGCAUUUGCCCUGGAACGCAGGUUGAAUGAGAAGAUCCGGGACCUCUCACUUAAAACCCAGACUCUGGAAGAAGAUAUAAAGGAUUGUCUGGAGUGGAUGAAUCAUAAGCUUAAGGUUCUGAAAGCAGACCUGAAGAAGAAGAAAGGCAAUAAGGAAGAGGAAAGUGCAGAGGACCUGGAAUUUAAGCUGAACAAGAAUAUCCUGCUACUCUCCCAUAGAAUUAAAACUCUGGCAGAAGAUUGAAAUGAUUCGCCAAAAACCAUUAUUCAUGAGAUUCAAGAUGUCAUAGCCGGGGUGCAGAAGAACCAAAGAAACAAGGAGUAGGAAAGUGCAUGAGCCCUUGUGGGAACAGAUGACUUCUGGACAGCAAAUCCAUAUGAUUAUGCAUAGGCUAAUUUAUUGUUUACUUUUAACCGUACAUGUGCAUUCUAAAACUACUGUUCACGCUGUCACACAUUUUUUGAUUGGUGUUUCUAUCUUUUCCGUGUGCCGUGCACGGGUUUUGUAGGUUAAAUGAUUGGUUGAAGUCCAGAGCAUCAACACCCACCUUCAUCUUGUCUCUUCGAAUCUUGGUCUUCUGUUUUUCAGCUACUUCUCUCUCAGUUUAGCACAAUUUAUGUUUCAGUAGCCUUGAAGAGUUCCAGAAAGUUUGAUUGACUGCAGCAAAGCACCUAAAAAUGGCUCCUCCAGUGUACCUGUUUUAAGCAAUAGUCUAAAGAAAAAAAUGUAGAAAAACAGAUAAAUAUAGUUUCGCUGGUGCACUUGAUACAGCUGAUGGCCUAAACUGUUCAGAUACAUUGCUACAAGCCCUGGAAUGCAGCAUGGAGAUGAUAGUCCACCAACUUUUGCCUCAAGCUGUGAAUUGAAUUCAAGCUAUGGUACUGUGGAAGGGGCUGACAGCUGUUCUUUGAGCCAGAGUUAACUGAUAAGGUUUACUUCUGAAAGCAGUUUUACCAAGGCCAUUGGCAUGGAGAAGAGAAGAAGAAGAUGUGAAAGUUAUUUGAAAACAGUGGUGAAGACUGCUUUGCAACAAUGAGCGUUGUGUUGAUCAGUUGUAACCAAUGAAUAAAGUGUAAACUUCGUGUAGUGUAUAAAACACAGAACGCUGUUGUAAUAAACAGAAAGUGUCCUUCUGAA